Elaeis guineensis (African oil palm) is the source of this 747-nucleotide messenger RNA. RefSeq names its product RING-H2 finger protein ATL70-like. The record is from RefSeq and is a predicted model, not a curated record. Lineage: Eukaryota; Viridiplantae; Streptophyta; Magnoliopsida; Arecales; Arecaceae.
ACUCUCCUCCUCCGAGAGAAAACAAGAUCAUGCAAGGGGGCGCGCGAUGCCCCCUUUCUCCUUUCACCACCAGACCCAAUGAGCAGCGGCGGCGACUCCAGCCUGGCGCCGCCCAGUGGGUUUCUUAGCUCGGAGCAGAUCAGCGGGUUAGGCUACGGCCUCAGCAUCACGGUCGGCAUCCUCCUCCUCAUCACCACCAUCACCCUCAUGUCCUACUUCUGCAGCCGGGUCAACACCUCUCCCACCCAGCCCUCACGGCCCCAUGGAUCCGCGGCCGCUGAUGGGGGCCCCGACGUGGAGGCUGGCCUCGACGAGGCCAUCCUGAGGAGCUACCCCACGGUGCUCUACUCGGAGGCCAAGCUCCGAGAGAAGGGCACCACAACCAUCACCACCGCAUCAUGCUGCUCCAUUUGCCUGGCGGACUACAAGGACACGGACGUGCUGCGGCUGCUGCCGGACUGUGGCCACCUCUUCCACCUCCAGUGCGUCGACCUGUGGCUGCGGUCCCGGCCCACGUGCCCCGUCUGCCGCUCCUCACCGCUGCCCAGCCCCCUCCCCUCCCCUCUUGCCGAGGUCAUCCCGCUAGCAAUCCAGUCCUGAAUUACCAUAUAUACAUUUUCUCCGGUUUCUCUCUUCCUUUAGGGGACAAAAAAGGAAAAAAAAAUCGUCCUAUUUCAUUCUUUCUCGUUAAUUUGUCUGUGAAGAAUAUAUAGUUUCUAAAGAUCUUAUUUCAUUCUUUCUCGUUAA